UUCAUUUUUAUUUCAUAUUUUUAGAUAACUUUAAAAUGAAAGAUUAUAAAUAACUGGAGUCUUCAAAUAAGUGGAAAGGAAUGAUCUGGUUGAAAUGAGCGACAACGGUCCCAGUGUUCCAAUCACAAAUUUUGCCUGUCUCUCCUCUCUCACAGAAUUGUUGCCUGAGUUACCAUUGCCCGGUCCCGCUAAUACAGCAACAAACGUUAAUAAUACAAUCUUCUAUAAUGCAGGAUUAAGAGAGGAAGGAUCACAUGUAUUGUUGAGCAAUGACGCAAAUCUCGCAAACCAGUUGGCACACGCCCUCAGUUCCUCCAAUGUUGAAUACUUGGAACUCAGGGAACAGUUCAGGGGGGACGAUCUUCCCUCGACCCCCCUCACCCAGUCCAUCUUCAACCUAAACCCUGCAGCUUUCGGUCUUCUACAUCAGAUAGUCCAGAAGAAUGCUGCUGGAUCCACCUCGCAUCCUCAGAAUGGCCUCGGCACCAGCUCCAGUGAUCAGCGUAGCCCUGUCUCCAAGGCCUCGGCCCCGUCCCUCAAGAUGCCUAAGAUCAACCUCGGGCUCUCCAGGGAGGACCGGGAGCUGAUGAAGAAGAAGCUGGAGAAUCUUAAGGAUCCUAUACCUGGAGUCAGCUAUAACAGCUACAGUCCGCGAGCGCAGCGAGACAAGAAGUAUGUGGAACCUAGUGAGUCGGAGGAGGAGGAGGAGGAAGAAGACAAUAAGAAGAAAUCUAAAUUUUUCAAGCAUACAGAGAAAGAGAGAGACAACGAGAGAAAAAAACGACGGGAUGAACGAAAAAAAGUCAAGGACGAGGAUUUUGACCCGGACGAGGAUUCAUCAGACCGGAAACGGAAACACGAGGAUGACGAUGAUGAAAAUAACUGGUUGAAGAGACGAAGGAAGCAUGAAAGAUCGCCGCCUCCGGAUCUGGACAAUUUUGUCCCGAAAACAACCAGUCGGAAGAUCGAACGAAAACCUGUUGCACGAACACAAAAGAUUGAUCCAGAGACGCUAAUGGAGUCCAGCAAUUAUCAGAAGUUUAAUCGAACCCUCGAGUCAAUUUUUGACAAUUCCGAAGAGGUGAAUAUUAAAGAGCUUGAGGAGAACGAGGACACCGAGAUACCCCCUGAGAUCCUCAUCCCUAAAUAUCAGGCCCAGGACCUUGCCAACGAGGCCGCCAAGCUCAAGUCCAUGGAGGCCAUGGAGAGCGUCCCCACAGAGCGGCUGGUUAAACUCCUGAACAUCCUCCAAUGGAACGUGAGGGACGGGAGCAAAGUGUCCCCCCUCGGCCUCGCUGAGGACGAGGAUGAGGAUGAUGAUAAACUUUUCCUUGAACUAGCCUCGGAGCGUGUAAGCCGCGCUGCGGAUUGUGCAAUGUGUGCUAUGCAUAUUAUGACAAGUAAAAACAUGAACAAGCGGGUGUACAUCGACGACGUGAUCGACAAGAUUACGUUGUUUGUGAGGUACCAACUCCAGAACACAAUCUAUCCGAGCUAUGACCCAGUGUACAGAGAGAUGAGCAAACACAAGGAGGGGUAUACAGGGAGUAUGAAGAAGAAGAGGAAUCAGCAUCACACUGUGAGGGACAAGAAUAUCACAAAGUUGUACAGCAAGUGUCACGAGAUAUGUUCUUUGUUGGCGGAAUUACUACAGUUUCAGUUGCUCACAGAUACAACUGUUCUCCAUUUAUCAACUGUAGGAGUUGCUCCUUUCUUUGUGGAGAAUAUUCCAGAGCUACAGCUGUCAGCGCUCAAGCUUGUUACAGGUGUAUUCUCGAAGUAUGAAAUGCAUCGAAAACUAAUCCUCGACGAUAUUCUCGCCUCAAUUGCUCGUCUUCCUUCGAGCAAGAAUUCGCUGCGAACGUUUCGACUGAACAAGAACGAGAAUAUACAGAUGUUAACUGCUCUUGUUCUGCAGCUGAUUCAGUGCGUGGUGGUUCUUCCAAAUCGUCUAGGUCGGGGCAAAAAUUCCAAGGUUAAGGAUGAGGUCCAUGAGACAGACAACGAGGCUGGAAUGGACCGAGAUGUCUUGAUCAACCAUCGUUAUGAGAACGCUAUGGCCACCGCUGUUCAAUUCCUUUCAGUCUUUCUCAAGAAAUGCGGGAGUAAAAGUGAGGAAACGGAUUUCCGGCCGCUGUUCGAGAACUUUCUACAGGACUUGCUUGUGACGGUCAACACGCCAGAAUGGCCGGCCGCCGAGCUACUUCUCUCUUUACUGGGUAAACUACUGGUGUCACAGUUUGCGAGCAAAGGUACUGAAGUGUCCCUCCGAAUUAGUUCUCUGGAUUACCUUGGUCUUGUGGCAAGCAGACUUCGGAGAGACGCAGUUCAAUCCAAGCUUAAGCAGGAUACCAUCGAUACAAUCAUCAAAGCUGUCAAGGACGCCGAGGCUGAUGAGGGGACUGAGGACACAGAGUUUGAAAAGCUUGAGGACGAGGAAGAGAGGACAAGGUUCCUGCAGCGGGUCCUCUUGGACUACUUGACUGUGUCCGGGGGGGAGGAGGACCCCAAUACGUUGUCCAGUAGGCACUUCUACAUCAGUCAAUGGUUUCGAGAUGCAACUGCUGAGAUCCGCAGACAGAAAGGAGUGGACCAACCAAAGAAGAAAAUUAAACACAAGAGAGACAAGAAUACUUCACACAGAAGUAGUCGGAGGAAGGUUGAGAGUGAAAGUGAAUCAAGCGAGGCAAGUGAACCAGAGGAAGUUGACCCCAAGAACAAUCCAAAACUUGCAGAGGUCUUCCGACUCACGGAGGACAGAAAGAACUUUCUCGUUUCCAAGAUUCUUCCGUUCGGAGACACCUCGAAGCCGGGGAAACGGGGACACAGCUUGUCCUCGCAUAUAGACUCGACCAGUGCAACUCUUAUAGUCAAAUACUUGUCCUCAAAACGUCCUUUUUUCAAUAGUUUUGAUAUUUACCUUCAUCAAAUUCUCAGUGUUCUCUCGGAGACAAGUAUUCAGGUGAGGUCGAAGGCGCUGAAAUGCUUGGCGUCGGUUGUUCAAGAGGAUCCAACUGUACUCAGUAGAGACGAUAUGCAACAAGCAAUAAACUACAGUUUCCUGGACGCCGCUACAAUGGUGCGUGAAGCUGCCGUGGAUCUAGUGGGAAAAUUUAUCCUGCAUAAAGCCGAGCUCAUAGAUAAAUAUUAUGACAUGCUUUCACAACGAAUCAUGGAUACAGGUGUAAGUGUUCGCAAACGAGUGAUAAAGAUCUUGAAGGAUAUCUGUAUCGAGUUCCCGGACUACCCCCGCAUCCCCGCCAUCUGCGUCAAGAUGAUCCGACGCAUCAAUGACGAGGAGGGAAUCCGCAAGCUUGUCAUGGAGGUCUUUCAAAACAUGUGGUUUGCACCGCUUAGUGACCGCCGUCGGACAGAGUCGGACAAACAUCUGCUUGUGACGAAAGCGCAGAAUAUUACCGAUGUGGUUGUAUCGUGUCGGGAGACAGGACUAGAAUGGUUCGAACAGCUUCUCCAGACUCUGUUUAAACCGAAGGAGGAUAAGGAUGAUGCUACCAAGGUUGUAAAGGAACCUCCUAAACAGCUCGUCCUGGCCUGUCAACAGAUAGUUGAUUGUCUAGUUGAGACUGUUCUUAAAUCUGAAGAAGUUACACAGGAUGGGGGGAGCGGGACUGGACAAUCUCAUCGUAUAGUUGCGUGCUUAACGACCACUUAUCUGUUCGCUAAGAUACGACCUCAACUUCUAAUUAACCAUGUUCAAACCUUGCAACCAUAUCUUAACAUUAGAUGUGUUACUCAGGGUGACUACCAGAUUAUCUCCAACGUAGCGCAGACCUUGAAGAUGGUAGUUCCGUUGAUAGAGCACCCUAGCGAGAUAUUCUUAUCCCAACUAGAGGAAGCUAGUUUAAAACUUAUCCUGCAGCACGAUAAGACAGUUGUUUCUGCGUGUCUGGCUUGCUUGGGUAGCGUAGUGAACAACGUGACAAAGAACUUUAAUCUGAUCAUGGAGUGCUUCAAGAAGUACUUUGGUCUUAUUCUAGCUUUCAAGAAACUUCAUCAGAAGGAUCCUAAUCUUCAUGCUAAAUCUUUUCAUCCUUUUAGCGGGGAGGAAACUGUUAGAGCUGUAUUUGACGGAGUUUAUUAUUUCAUGGAUCAUGAGAAGAAAGAGAUUCAACUUGCAAUCCUUCAGUGCCUUGGAAACAUCUGUAUUAGACACUAUGAUCUUAUGUUGGAGGAAUCAUUAAAACAGAGAUACAUAUCCAUUCUUUCUCCUCCAGAAUACAGUUCACAUCAUAGAAUACAGGAUACAGUAUUGGUUCUACAGGUGCUCAACAAUAUUGAGACCUAUUUAGUAGAAGAAGAGAACAGAAUGAUGGAGAAAGAUAAAAACUGGAAAGAACACGCUGAACAAGAGAAUUUAAAGGAGAUGGGGGAUGUUUCUAGUGGAAUGGCGAGCACAAUUAUACAAAUAUUUUUAAAGUCUGUGUUAGGAAGUUUUAUUCACCCCUCAGUACAAGUUCGCCACGCAGCUCUUAAAGUGAUUCAACUAAUUCUGGGGCAGGGACUUGUUCAUCCUGUCCAGAUUGUACCGUACCUGAUCUGUAUGUCUACGGACUGUGAGCAGCGUGUAUCACACACGGCUGAUCGUGAGCUCCAAGAUAUAGAGAAGAAGUAUCCAGGGUUUAUCCACAUGAAGCUUAUGCAGGGGAUCAAAUUAUCCUAUAGUUUACAGGAGGUUCUCCCUGGACAGGACACUGGUGUACUCCGUGGAUACCGUGUCAAGGAAGGUGAACUACCCACCGCCCUUCAUGGAUUUCUCUACUCUUGCCUUCGAUCAACCAAAGCCCAGCGUCGGGCUAUACUCAUGAACUUUCUCAAACAGUUUGACGACAUGGUCGAUACGUCGUUGUCGAACAUGCUGUAUCUCGCGGAUAACCUGGCCUAUAUACCCUACACUGUGAUUGAUGAGCCCCUGUUUCUAAUCCACCAUGUUGACGUCAUGGUGUCCGUGAUCGGGACCAACGUGCUCCAAAGCAUUAAGGAGUCCCUCAAGCUGCCGCCGGAGUACGAGCUAAAGAUGAAUCCGGAGACAGGCAGAGAGGAGGUUGUUUAUGAUGAAGACCUGGAUGAAGAUAAGGAGAGUGUGUACUCCCGACUCCCUGACUCCCUGGCAGGUUUCCAGAAGAGUUUAACAGUUGGCCAGGGUUGUCUUCUUCUUCUUGUUCUUAGAGAACAUCUUAAGGAAUUGUAUUCUAUCAACGAGGCUAAGAUCCAAGGAUAUUCUCCCAGUGAAAGCCAGAAGAUCUAUGAAAGAGCUGUGAACAGGAAAGGGAACGCUAAGUUUAAUCCUAAGGCUACUGUAGAAAUCCUCAAGCACCCCCCUGUACCCGCCCAUCUACUGGAUGAGGAAGGGAAGCGGGAUCUUAUUCAGAAAUAUCUUGGGUUUAACCGACCUUCAUUUUUCACUUAUUCUUUGUAUCAGGAUUUGGAUAAAACUGAAAGAGAAAGAGCGGACCGCAGGAAGAAAGUUAAACCAAGCAAAGAAAAGAAGAGAAAGAAGAGUAAGAAGAAGAAGAAAUAUAGAAGUGAGUCGGAAAAUGAAUCUGAUUCCGGUUCCGACUCUGAUUAUGUUGAUUAGAUAAUUUUUUAAAAUAUUUCAGUGACUUGAAAAAAAAUAUCAAAAAACUAUUUAUGUAAUAACUUAAGAUAUUUAAGAUUUCUGGACACUACUAGUGAAAAUUGUGGAAAGUGGAAAUAACGUUGUAUAUUUUGUAAACAGUGUACUGUACAUGUACUGUACUGUACUGUACUGUACUGUAAUAUUCUUGUGUACAGUUCUAAUUGUAUACUAUCUCUGAACCAGGAUUUAUAUAACAAUAAAAUGAAUUGUCCUACACGGCAGUACACCAUUUUA
Eurytemora carolleeae is the source of this 5872-nucleotide messenger RNA. It is a transcript of the gene Nipped-B, whose product is annotated as nipped-B-like protein. Gene Ontology annotation, cellular component: Scc2-Scc4 cohesin loading complex. Bases 95 to 5596 code for a protein of 1833 amino acids. The record is from RefSeq and is a predicted model, not a curated record. Gene Ontology annotation, biological process: establishment of protein localization to chromatin; establishment of mitotic sister chromatid cohesion; replication-born double-strand break repair via sister chromatid exchange. NCBI's taxonomy places the organism in Eukaryota, Metazoa, Arthropoda, Copepoda, Calanoida, Temoridae. Gene Ontology annotation, molecular function: chromatin binding. The transcript has 31 exons.